Monosiga brevicollis MX1 is the source of this 1358-nucleotide messenger RNA. RefSeq lists its product as uncharacterized. Gene Ontology annotation, biological process: protein histidyl modification to diphthamide. The transcript has 10 exons. Lineage: Eukaryota; Choanoflagellata; Craspedida; Salpingoecidae. Bases 1 to 1110 code for a protein of 369 amino acids. Gene Ontology annotation, molecular function: diphthine synthase activity. The record is from RefSeq and is a predicted model, not a curated record.
AUGUGUUGUCAGACUUUUAUGUGCUCUCUCUCUCUCUCUCUCUCUCAAACUCUCUCAAACUCUCUCUCUCUCUCUCAAACUCUCUCUCAAACUCUCAAACUCUCUCUCUCUCAAACUCUCAAACUCUCUCUCAAACUCUCAAACUCUCUCUCUCUCAAACUCUCAAACUCUCUCUCUCUCAAACUCUCAAACUCUCAAACUCUCUCUCUCUCUCCUUUCGCAGCAGGGGGAGCAGGCACCGGCAGGAUGUUUUACCUGAUUGGUCUGGGUUUGAGCGAUGAGAAGGAUAUCACGGCGCGCGGGCUCGAGAUUGUCAAGCGGUGUGAUGAAGUGUUUCUCGAGGCCUACACGGCCAUUCUGAUGGUUAACAGUGACAAGCUGGAAGCCUUUUAUGGACGUCCCGUGACGGUUGCUGACCGUGAGCUUGUGGAGCAGCAGUGCGAAGAGCGUUUGUUGCUCCCGGCCAAGGAGAAGGACAUUGCCCUCCUGGUGGUGGGCGACCCCUUUGCUGCCACCACGCACACCGACCUUGUCACCCGCUGCAAGAGCCUGGGCGUGCCUUGCCAAGCCGUGCACAAUGCCUCGAUCAUGAACGCGAUCGGCUGCUGUGGGCUCCAACUCUACAACUUUGGACGCACGGUGAGCAUUGUCUUUUUUACGGAGCAGUGGCGUCCAGACUCGUUUUAUGCCAAGAUGAAGGCCAACAAGGACAUGGGUCUGCACACGUUGUGUCUUGUUGACAUCAAGGUGAAGGAACAGUCAAUUGAAAACCUGAUCAAGGGUCGCAAGAUCUUUGAGCCCCCGCGCUACAUGACCGUGAACCAGUGUGCGAAGCAAUUGCUGGAGGUCGAGGAAAAGUAUGGUGAGGGCGUGUGCGGCCCCGACAGCCUGGCCGUAGGAGUGGCCCGUGUUGGCUGCACGGACCAGCGCAUUGUCUUUGGCACGCUCAGUGAGUUGGUGACGGUGGACUUUGGCCCUCCGCUCCAUUCACUGGUGGUCAUUGGUGAGACGGACGAGAUUGAGCGUGAGGUCUUGGACAUGUAUAAGAUUGACGACAGCACGCCGCGUGUGGCCGAGGAGCCGGAUGAUUUGGAUGUGCACUGCACAUGAGCAUGUGCUGCGAUUGAAUCCGUCUCCAAGCGCUGGUUUGGUGAUCUCUACCCUUUUGGAUUCUACUGUUGUGGUGUGCAUGAAUGAACGGUGUAAUUUGUCAACGGGUCAACACUUUAUCCGAGCUCGCUGCAAUUGCUCUUUAUUCGAGUCUUUCUAUCCCCCGAUCCGAUCAGGCGUCAAGGCGGAAUCAAGCACGCUCAUCGGUCGAGGGAGAUAGGAAAAAGAAGAACAAAUCAAAAAAAAAA